Molecule: messenger RNA, 1455 nt
Organism: Spathaspora passalidarum NRRL Y-27907
Lineage: Eukaryota; Fungi; Ascomycota; Pichiomycetes; Serinales; Debaryomycetaceae
Gene: ADE12
Product: adenylosuccinate synthase
Exons: 1
Coding region: 30-1316 (428 amino acids)
Biological process (GO): 'de novo' AMP biosynthetic process; IMP metabolic process
Cellular component (GO): cytoplasm
Molecular function (GO): adenylosuccinate synthase activity; GTP binding
Source: RefSeq, a predicted model, not a curated record
ACCAACAUUCAUUCAAAACUAGCGAAAAUAUGUGUGACGUUGUUCUUGGUGCCCAAUGGGGUGAUGAAGGUAAAGGUAAAUUAGUCGAUUUAUUAUGUGACGAUAUCGAUGUCUGUGCCAGAUGUCAAGGUGGUAACAAUGCUGGUCAUACCAUUGUUGUUGGCAAGACCAAGUAUGAUUUCCAUAUGUUACCCUCCGGGUUAGUCAAUCCUAAGUGUCAAAACGUUGUUGGGUCCGGUGUUGUCGUCCAUGUCCCUUCCUUUUUCCAAGAAUUGGAAAACUUGGAAGCUAAAGGGUUGGACUGUCGUGACCGUCUUUUCGUUUCCAGUAGAGCUCAUUUAGUGUUCAACUUCCAUCAACGUACUGAUAAGUUGAAGGAAGCUGAAUUGUCCGUCAAUAAGAAGUCAAUUGGUACUACUGGUAAGGGUAUUGGUCCAACAUACUCCACCAAGGCCUCUCGUUCCGGUCUUAGAGUCCACCACUUGGUAAACCCAGCACCUGAAGCUUGGGAAGAAUUCAAAACUAAAUAUUAUAGAUUGGUUGACUCCCGAAAAAAGAGGUACGGAGAAUUUGAAUAUGAUCCUGAAGAAGAAUUGGCACAAUAUGCCAAGUACAGAGAACAAUUACGUCCAUUUGUUGUUGAUUCUGUUGUUUUCAUGCACAAGGCUAUUCAACAAAAGAAGAAGAUUCUUGUUGAAGGUGCCAAUGCUUUGAUGUUGGAUAUCGACUUCGGUACUUAUCCUUAUGUUACUUCUUCAUCCACCGGUAUUGGUGGUGUUUUAACCGGGUUAGGUGUUCCACCACACAACAUCAACAAGGUCUAUGGUGUUGUCAAGGCUUAUACCACCAGAGUUGGUGAAGGUCCAUUCCCAACUGAACAAUUGAAUGAAGUUGGUGAAAAAUUACAAGAUAUCGGAGCUGAAUAUGGUGUAACCACCGGUAGAAAGAGAAGAUGUGGUUGGUUAGAUUUAGUCGUUUUGAAAUACUCCAACAUGAUUAAUGGAUACACCUCUUUAAACAUCACCAAAUUGGAUGUUUUGGAUACUUUCAAAACCAUCGAUGUUGGUGUUGCUUAUAAAUUAGACGGCAAGGUCUUGGAAGGAUUCCCAGAAGAUUUGCUCGAAUUAGCCAGAGUUGAAGUUGAAUACAAGACAUUCCCAGGUUGGGAAACUGACAUUACCCAAAUCAAGAAGUAUGAGGAUUUGCCAGAAAACGCCAAGAAGUAUCUUGCAUUUAUUGAAGAAUAUUUGGAAACCCCAAUCCAAUGGGUUGGUACAGGUCCAGCCAGAGAUUCUAUGUUGGAAAAGGAAUUGUAGUAGUGUUAUCAAGCAUUUUAAGUUAGGUUGAUUUAGUUUUUUUUUUAUACUUGUAUAGCAUAAUUAAUGUGCUUCAGAAUAUACUUGGGGAUCGUGCCAUGAUGCCUGGGUGACGUGAUUCCGGAGCUAGAAGUCACGU